AAUGCGCAUGCGUCGCAACGCUUAUUCACACUGAUCUUCAACAUAAGAGCUUCACUCACACACACAGCAGUCUGUAAGGAGAGCGCGCAGGUAGCGCACACAAACCUAGCCCGGAACGGUUAGGAAUAAAAUAUACAUGACACCAGCGAGAAGAGGUAUCCCGGUGUAAAAUGGAGGAUAGUUUUGAUUGCGACUGCGGUGAGCUGGAGCCGCCUGAUCAUUGAGAAGGAAGUGUCUUGUUGAGAACAUCAAACAUUUCAAUUUCCCAUCAUCAGGCAUUUUAAAAAGGAACAAGGAAAAAUAUUACAUUUGUCACCAGUUACUAGGACCGUUAAUAAUAAUAAUAAUGCUGCUGCUCAGGGCCAGUCGUACACUGAAAAUUUCUGCACUGUGACAAUGGUUUUAUUUGUAGAGACUUCAGUUAUUUCAGUUUCGUUCAGAGAGAUUUGAUUGGCCUCCAAAUUCAUUCCGUUACGCCCUAUUAAACAUUGAAACAAAUCAAAUUUCCAUUUUAAGUUAAGUUCCCAUUAGUCUUGAAAAAGCUGCUGGAAGUGUUGUGGAUGAUGACCACAUAUCCUGGCAACAUAUCCUUAUCAGUUCCUAUCUCUCAGUAUACGCUGUAACAGUAGGUCAGGGGAAAACGCUCAAGUCUUACUAGGCUUGAGUGUAGUUUGAGUCAACUUUUUCUAGAAACUCCAAAUUGGCUGCAUAUCAGUUAAAAUCAGAAAUACUUCCUGCUAUAAUAUCUGCACAGAGCUGCUCUUCUAGAUCACAGAAUGGCAGAGAAAUUUGAAAGCCUUAUGAACAUUCAUGGCUUCGAUCUGGGGCCUCGCUACAUGGACCUGAAGCCACUUGGCUACGGUGGCAACGGCUUGGUGUUUUCCGCUGUUGAUACCGAUUGUGACAAGAGGGUUGCUGUUAAAAAGAUUGUCUUGACUGACCCACAGAGUGUCAAACAUGCGCUGCGUGAAAUCAAAAUCAUCCGCAGGCUUGAUCAUGACAACAUCGUGAAGGUGUUCGAAACUCUGGGGCCCAGUGGCCGGAGGCUCACGGAGGACGUGAGCUCUCUGACAGAGGUCAAUUCAGUGUACAUCGUCCAGGAGUACAUGGAAACUGACCUCUGUAAAGUACUGGAACAGGGCUUGUUGUCUGAGGAUCACGCACGGCUGUUCAUGUACCAACUGCUCCGGGGACUCAAAUACAUCCACUCUGCAAACGUGCUUCAUCGUGACCUGAAGCCUGCCAACCUCUUUGUCAACACUGAGGACUUGGUUCUAAAAAUUGGAGACUUUGGACUCGCCCGGAUCAUGGACCCCCACUAUUCCCAUAAGGGCCAUCUGUCUGAAGGACUGGUCACUAAAUGGUAUCGUUCUCCUCGUCUGCUUCUAUCCCCCAAUAACUACACCAAAGCCAUUGACAUGUGGGCCGCUGGGUGCAUCUUUGCCGAAAUGCUGACUGGAAAAACACUCUUUGCAGGAGCUCACGAGUUGGAACAGAUGCAGCUGAUUUUGGAAUCCAUUCCCGUAGUCCAUGAGGAAGACCGACUGGAACUCCAAAGCGUUAUACCCGUCUUCAUCAAGAACGACAUGUCAGAACCACACACGCCCCUUGCCAAGUUGCUACCUGGUGUCAGCCCUGAGGCCUUGGAUUUCCUGGAGAAGAUCUUGACAUUUAACCCAAUGGACCGUCUCACUGCAGAAGAGGCUCUUGCUCAUCCAUACAUGAGCGACUAUUCAUUCCCUCUAGACGAACCAGUGUCCUUGCACCCCUUCCACAUUGAGGAUGAGGUGGAUGACAUCCUUCUCAUGGAUGAGAGUCACAGUCACGUCUACAACUGGGACAGGUAUCAUGAAAGUCAGUUCUCUGAUCAAGACUGGCAUCUGCACAGCACCCAUGAGCUGGAAGAUGUGCAGCGUGAUCCUCGAGCUAUGUCAGAUGUGACUGAUGAGGAGGAGGUCCAGAUCGACCCCCGGAAAUACAUGGAUGGAGAUUGCGAGAAGUUCCUCGAAGAUCCAUCAUUCGACCUCCCACCAGAGCACUUGUGGCAGCUGGAAGAUCACCACGAGAACAAGUACUGUGACCAGGAGUGCAGCUACACAUGCAACUAUAAAGCUGUAUCCCCAUCCUACCUGGACAAUCUGAUCUGGAGGGACAGUGAGGUGAACCACUACUACGAGCCCAAACUCAUCAUCGACCUCUCCAACUGGAAAGAGCAACAGAGCAAAGAAAAGAUUGACAAAAAGGGCAAGAGCAAGUGUGAGAAGAACGGACUGGUCAAGGCUCAGAUCGCUCUGAAGGAGGCAUCUCAGAACCACACGGUGCCCGAGAAGGAUCGCGAUCAGGAAAAACACCAGAAUCACAACCAGGGCUUUGACUUCGACUCGUUUAUCGCUAGCACCAUCAAACUGAGCCUGCAGCCGGAAUCUGGCGACGUUGACCUCCUGAACGAGUUGAACACCUCCGUUUCACAGCUGGACACUCGCGCUCCUUGUGGCUCCAUGUCCAAAUCCAUCAGUCAGGAAAAAGAAGAGAAGUGCCUAGUCAACCUGGCACAGCUCGGCGUCCGGGCUCCGUGCCCUUGGGAGAGUUUCACGGACUGUGGUGUUGCCGAGAGCAGCCUGAUCGACCAGGCUUGCUGGGACGUCCGUAAAGACGAGCAGCUGCAAAAGGAAAACAGCAGCUGCCAGAGCAGUUACCUGGACCGUCUCUUCAACAAGCGUGACGAUGUGGAGCCUGAGAUCCUCGAGCCUGUGGAGGUGGUGUCCACCACGGAGAGUGACUUCAUAUCCUGUAGCGGAGAGAUUGUCUUUAACAUGCAACUGGAAUCUCUGGCCAUUCCAGGGUUCGAGGGAGCGGCUGACAUUCCUCUGAAGUCCAUCCAGGCCACGUUAGCGCCAUCCGCUGUUAAACACUCCCCACAAAUCGCCCAUAAGACCUACAGCAGCAUUUUCAAGCAUUUAAAUUGAAAGAUUCACCCAAUUCAAGCAGAGUCCAGCUUAUUUUUUUAUAGUAUUUCUGUACUUGAAUCAUUUCUUAUCUUUUUACAUAUGGUUACUUUUUAAGGAAAUGUUGUUUCUUUUAUUUUCUUUCUUUCUCUUGUUUUUUUUUUUAAUUCGUGGAUUAAAUGUAAAUUAAUUCAGUUUGUAAAUUCAUCCAAAGUGCUGGACUGUGUUCCAAUUCAUGAAACGUUUUGCCCUCUGAUUUUCUGUUUCAACUCUGAUAUUAUAUACAUAUAUCUAUAUAAAAAGAAACUAACGGCAUGACAUUUGCACACAGUGUACUGUAGAUUCAGAAUCCUGUUAGGGAAAGUCAGAGGAACGACUGUUAA
This is a messenger RNA of Danio rerio (zebrafish), 3328 nucleotides long. The record is from RefSeq and is a predicted model, not a curated record. Lineage: Eukaryota; Metazoa; Chordata; Actinopteri; Cypriniformes; Danionidae.